CACUUUUUAAUUUAGUACUCAGCAGGUCGAAUGACUCUUGAAAUUGUAUGCGCCUUUGCCCCAAAUUUGGGGAUUGGCCAAAUUUAGGGUUUCUCUCGAUUAAGCAGCUAAAAGUCAACAAAUUCUUUUGGGUUUAGGUUUUUUCUAAUUCUUCAUUUAGUGGUAGUAGAAUUAGGAUUUUUAAUUUAUAUUAUAUGUUCUCAGUGAAGCUCUGUUUGGGCACUAUAAAGAGGGUAAUCUGAGCUACCAAUGCAAAUUGAAUUGAAAUCUGAAUUUUUUUGGUUAUUUUUGGGAUACUGAAAUCACAUCAAUGUCUUGGGCAAGUCCAGAAGAUAUCUAUACCUCUACUUCUCUGGCAAGCUAUCUUGACAAGAAGCUUCUUGUGCUGCUGCGAGACGGGCGAAAGCUUUUAGGAACACUUUGUUCUUUUGACCAAUUUGCUAAUGCUGUUCUUCAAGGUGCAUGUGAGCGUGCUAUUGUUGGUGAUCUAUAUUGUGAUAUCCCAUUAGGUCUUUAUAUUAUACGUGGGGAAAAUGUUGUGUUAAUUGGUGAACUGGACGUAGAUAAGGAGGAACUUCCUCCCCAUAUGACACGUGUUUCAGAAGCUGAGAUACGAAGGGCGCAGAAAGCAGAAAGGGACGCCACAGAUCUUAAAGGCUCGAUGAGAAAGAGAAUGGAAUUCCUUGAUAUGGAUUGAGGUUUCGUGUUGCUUGUAUUGGAGAUUUUGCUUGGGAUAAUGCCAUGCCCUCUGCAAAUAUUAUCGCCGUUGCUCUGCGGUUUUCUGGGAUUCCUCUUUUCUCUUUGGCUUGUGCUCUCUGUUACAUAAUAGUGUUCAUUGUAACAUCUGCACCGUAAUUGGAUUUUUCUUUUAUGGUUAUAUGUUUGAGUAAGUGUGAGCUGGUAUUUCACCUGGUGAUGGAUCAUAAAGAUGGUAAAACAAGUCUUGAGUUCUUCCAGUUUCUUUUUUAUGCUAGCUGGAGGAACUUUAGUUUUGUGGUACUGUAUAUGCUGUGAGAAGGGAAUUUUAGCAUUUGCCUUUUCAGAUAACAAUUACUGCUACGUAGUUUUGUUAUUUA
Lycium ferocissimum is the source of this 1076-nucleotide messenger RNA. RefSeq names its product sm-like protein LSM1B. The coding region runs from base 311 to 697 and encodes 128 amino acids. Lineage: Eukaryota; Viridiplantae; Streptophyta; Magnoliopsida; Solanales; Solanaceae. Gene Ontology annotation, molecular function: RNA cap binding. Gene Ontology annotation, cellular component: P-body; Lsm1-7-Pat1 complex. The record is from RefSeq and is a predicted model, not a curated record. Gene Ontology annotation, biological process: deadenylation-dependent decapping of nuclear-transcribed mRNA. The transcript has 5 exons.